UUGAUUACGUUUUUAUCAGUUGACCGCCAUAAAAUCUUAUUAUAUAAAAGUGAAAAGUGGAAGAUUUAAGCUCAACGUGUCUUGCAGUGGCCACUUCGGCCACUGUCCACCUGGCACUCCGGCAGUUUGGCGCUUAGCAGUUGACAGUUUGGCACUUCAACAGUUGCGUUGUAUGUAAGUUGUUAGAUACCAUACACUAGUACAUUUUUGUAGUUAUUAAUUAUUGUUCUGUAAAUGUUAUAGAUAUAUUUAUAUUAUUGUUUUUACUUACCUAUUGUUGAUAAUGUCUGACUUUGAUUCUGUAAUUACAUUGCUUAAAAAAUAUGAUCAAGAACAUAUUUUUAAGUUUUGGAACAAACUCGAUGAAAAAGAAAAAGCCUUUCUGUUGGAAGAUAUCUGUGAACUGAACAUUCCUGAAGUUGUUGAAAUGUUUAAAAAUACUGUAGAAAAUAUGAAUGUCAAUCAACAAAAAUUGGAUAAUAGAAUGAGCCCUAUACCCGCUGAACUUUAUGGUGCUAUGAACCGCUGUCCUAAAGAACUUUUGAUUAAGUAUGAGCAGAUGGGACUUGAGCAGAUAUCCCAAGGUAAAGUCGGAGUUUUGUUAAUGGCUGGAGGGCAAGGUACAAGGCUUGGAGUUAACUACCCUAAAGGUAUGUAUGACGUCGGUUUGCCAUCUCAUAAAUCAUUAUUCCGUAUUCAAGGAGAACGUAUUCGCUGUCUGAUUAGGCUAGCAAAUAAAAAUUUUGGAAGCAGUAAAGGUUUACCUUGGUUUAUAAUGACUAGUGAACACACUAUGGAACCUACUCGGAAAUAUUUUAAGGAAAAUAAUUAUUUUGGCCUAGAUGAAAAAAAAGUUAUAUUUUUUGAACAAUAUAUGUUGCCAGCAUUUACAUUUGAUGGGAAAAUCAUUAUGGAAGGUAUAAAUAAAAUUUCUAAAUCUCCAGAUGGUAAUGGUGGUAUAUAUAAAGCUUUACGUGAUCGUAAUAUACUGGAUGAAAUUAAAAGGCUAGGUGUUGAAUACCUCCAUGCUCAUAGUGUAGAUAAUAUAUUAGUUAAAGUAGCAGAUCCAAUAUUUAUUGGGUAUUGCAUAACAAAGAAUGCUGAAUGUGGGGCAAAAGUUGUUGAAAAAACAUAUCCCUCUGAGCCACUAGGUGUUGUAUGUGAGGUUGACGGAAAAUUUCAAGUUGUUGAGUAUAGUGAAAUCACUGAAAAUACAGCUAAAAAAAGAAAUCCUGAUGGCCGCUUAACUUUUAGUGCUGGUAAUAUUUGUAACCAUUUUUUUACUACAGAUUUUUUAAAUGAUGUUGCUUACAAAUAUAAUAGUAAAUUAAAAUUGCAUGUUGCUAAAAAAAAAAUUCCUUAUAUAAAUGAUGUUGGCACUGUAUGUAAACCUGAAGAACCAAAUGGUAUCAAAAUGGAGAAAUUUAUUUUCGAUGUUUUUGAAUUUUGUAAUCGUCUUGCUGUUUGGGAAGUAGAAAGAGAUGAAGAAUUUAGUGCUUUAAAGAAUGCAGAUGUGCCUAAUGGCAAAGAUAACCCUAAAACUGCUCGCUUGGAUGUCUUUUCACUUCAUAGAAAAUUUGUUGAAAAAUCUGGUGGAAAAUUUAAAACAGAAAACAUUGAAUGUGAGAUUUCACCUCUUUUAUCUUAUGCUGGUGAAAAUCUUAAGGUUUUAGUUGAUGGUAAAAUUUUUGAUUCUGUACUAGAAUUAAAAUCUGUUGAAGAAGUAUCCAAUAAUAAAAAUUAAAUUUUUGUUUUAUUUGUACCGUAUGACAACUACCUACCUACAUAGUGGGUAUUCCUAAUUAAAUGUACUUUGUUAUGAAUUUCAAAGAUUAGGUAUCAAUUUUUUAAAUUUAUGAUUGAAAAUUAUUUUUUAAAUAUCUAACAGUGUUUUAUACAAAAAUUGCCUACA
Molecule: messenger RNA, 1912 nt
Organism: Rhopalosiphum maidis (corn leaf aphid)
Lineage: Eukaryota; Metazoa; Arthropoda; Insecta; Hemiptera; Aphididae
Gene: mmy
Product: UDP-N-acetylhexosamine pyrophosphorylase
Exons: 1
Coding region: 284-1744 (486 amino acids)
Biological process (GO): UDP-N-acetylglucosamine biosynthetic process
Molecular function (GO): UDP-N-acetylglucosamine diphosphorylase activity
Source: RefSeq, a predicted model, not a curated record